AUGCAGGUAUUGAUAAUGAGACAGCAGUUAAUGCUAUUGUCUAUGAAGAUUAUAGAAAUGAUAGACUCACGACUGUUACUCAAGCAGAAAAACAUCGAAUAUGUUUAAAGUUACUAAAGACUUGUAGAUAUAAAGCUAAUAUUGUUAAAUCAUGCUUAGAGUCACCUGUAUUUAUAAAGUAUCUUCAGGAUUUAGUACCUAAAAUAGCUCAGGUUUUUGAUAAUACAGACGCAUUUCGUAGUACUAAAAAAUCUGGCUUAAAAUUAAUAAAAUUGAAAUUAGGAUUAUUGAAUACAGUAUUGAAUGAAACUUACAGAUUAAAAUUUAAAGCUAUAGAUAAAAAUCUUAGGUAUUAUUAUCUAGUUAGUCUAUUCGAUAGUGAAGAUGCUCCAAAGUUGACACUAUAUCAAACAAGCAAAGGGUCCUUUUAUGAAAAUGGCGAAGAUAUACGAUAUAGAUAUAGUAAACUCUCACCUGAUGAAUUAGAAACUUCUUCCAAUUCUAUUACACAAGAUACUCAGGAUCUAUUUGAUAUCUGUUAA
This is a messenger RNA of Scutellospora calospora, 542 nucleotides long. The record is from the annotation of a GenBank genome assembly. NCBI's taxonomy places the organism in Eukaryota, Fungi, Glomeromycota, Glomeromycetes, Diversisporales, Gigasporaceae.